AUGGCUACUAGAAAUAAAUGUUCGGUGUGCACAAAAAACGCGGGUACGUCCAUCUGCCCUGGAUGUCAAGCAUAUUUUUGUGAUAAUGACUUCAAAGAUCAUCGUGGAAAGUUGAUCAAUGAAUUAGAUGGAUUAGUCAUCGAGCGAAAUCUUCUUCAGGAGAAAAUUAACAAGACCAAUAUGAACAAAGCACAAAACAACACGUUUCUGUCGCAAAUUGACGAAUGGCAACAAACUACCAUUGAAAAAGUGAAACAAGUCGCUGAUCAGGCACGAAAACAAGUUUUGGAAGUUAUGAAUUCGGAGCUUCGCAAUAUUACGACAAAACUUGAGGAACUAACACAGGAACUCAAACAACUCACAGAUACAAAGGAUGUUCUGGAGCAAGAUUUAGUCAAAUUGAAAGAAGAUGUCAACCGAUUGAAUAAUACGGUCGCACAACUGACUAAACCAAGCACAAUCACACUCAAUGUGACGAAUAGUGCUCAAAUUCAAUGGAAUCAAAUGAUAUUUGUCGAACAAAUCAGAGUUCAGACGAAAAAACAACCAACAGGCCAAUCGCAACAAGAAAAUACCUCUUCCCAGAUGCAGACGCUCCCAUGCGGCGGUCAUCCUUGCUCGUCAUGUCAUCUGUGUUCACUUUUCACGUAA
Messenger RNA from Adineta ricciae, 651 nucleotides. The record is from the annotation of a GenBank genome assembly. Lineage: Eukaryota; Metazoa; Rotifera; Eurotatoria; Adinetida; Adinetidae.